Messenger RNA from Tympanuchus pallidicinctus (lesser prairie-chicken), 1134 nucleotides. It is a transcript of the gene PPP1R3D, whose product is annotated as protein phosphatase 1 regulatory subunit 3D. Gene Ontology annotation, cellular component: protein phosphatase type 1 complex. Bases 2 to 913 code for a protein of 303 amino acids. The transcript has a single exon. Gene Ontology annotation, molecular function: protein phosphatase 1 binding; glycogen binding. Gene Ontology annotation, biological process: regulation of glycogen biosynthetic process. The record is from RefSeq and is a predicted model, not a curated record. Lineage: Eukaryota; Metazoa; Chordata; Aves; Galliformes; Phasianidae.
AAUGGAGGUGCGCGGUCCUCGGAGGAAUCGCAGAUACCUGUCUGAUCUCUAUGAGAACAUGCUGCGGGCUCAAGACACAGCAGGACGAGGACAGGAGCAGCCCUCAGUGGUACAUCCGAGCAGCAGCCCAUGUCUUGUGAGCCGUGCCCCAGUCAAGGUGGCGGCCCAGCCUCAUCAGCCGCAGAGCAGCACUUCCAGCAGCUGUGAUCCAGCACUGCGGCCUAUCAUCCGCCGCCGAGCAAGGUCUUUGCCUACAACACCUGAAAGAAGGAAGCGAGUGCAGUGUCAAGCUCCUGUGUGCCAGAGUCGCAUGAACAAGGUGAGAUUUGCUGAUGCUCUGGGCUUGGAGCUGACUGAAGUCAAAGUCUUCCAGAAAGGGGAGGAUCCUUCAAUUCCCCUACAUGUCCUUUCCAGGCUCUCCAUAAAUUCAGACCUCUGGUACAGCAACUUGGAGUUUACCAUGCAGUGCUUAGUCCCUGAUUUCCAGCAGCCUGCAGACUGCAUGGAUUUCUCUACCCGACUUCAGGAGCAACAGGUGUGUCUUGAACGAGUGAGCAGUUCAGAUCUGGGGGUCAGUGGCACCAUCCAAGUUUGCAACAUUGCUUUUGAGAAGCAAGUAUCUGUGCGAUACACCUUCAACCAGUGGAAAAGUCUCCAUGAAGUAUGUGCUCAUUGGCACAGUAGCAUCUCUGAGAAAAACGAGCAGGAUCAAGUUGAUGUUUUCACAUUUUUUCUCCCUGUGCCUUCUUUCCUCCUUCAGCUGUGCUCUGUAGUCCAGUUUGCAGCAAGAUAUCAAGUCAAUGGGCAGGAAUAUUGGGAUAACAACAAAGGCAAAAACUACAGCCUCACUUGCCGGACUCACCCCCUCAAGAUGCCUAGAGAAUGCGAGGAGAGCUGGAUCCACUUCAUCUGAAUGAAGGAAAGUGGAUGCAGGACAGCUUUGCAGUAGUCUCAGCAGCCCUUUCUUGUGUGGCAUUGCUCUGUGCUCCUUUUUGAAGCCUACCAAACCUGGCAGAGUUUCACAGCAGGCAGGUAGCCAACGAACCGGACGUACUGUUCUAAACCUCUGAAAGUAUUAAGGGCCAAAAUGUGUAGAGCUACAUCUGCUGAAAGCCUGGGUGGUUUCUUGUAAUG